AUGUCCGUAGUGUUGGUGUUGCCCUUCACUGAAUUUCCAUCGAGGGCCUCGCUGCUACGAGCCUGUGCUGGUCUGGGACUUCUGCAAAGCGUCAAGAAGGCUUACUUGGCAGGAUUCGUUCCUUUCUUCUACAGCAAUGUCGAGCGUGGUUUUCCCUGCAUUGUUCCAAAUUUGCAGAUUGGCCCCGUUAUUUGCGAGAAAUGUAACCAGGUAAGAUGUCCACGAAUCGGGGAACCUUCUGGAGGCGAUGGCAUGGAGAGCCGUAUUGCCCCGUCCGCACACCACAUUGACAUCUGCUCCCGGCCGAACAAGUAA
Penicillium cataractarum is the source of this 315-nucleotide messenger RNA. RefSeq lists its product as uncharacterized. The record is from RefSeq and is a predicted model, not a curated record. The transcript has a single exon. Bases 1 to 315 code for a protein of 104 amino acids. NCBI's taxonomy places the organism in Eukaryota, Fungi, Ascomycota, Eurotiomycetes, Eurotiales, Aspergillaceae.